This is a messenger RNA of Daphnia pulicaria, 4650 nucleotides long. Its product is annotated as transcription factor btd-like. The record is from RefSeq and is a predicted model, not a curated record. The transcript is spliced from 5 exons. NCBI's taxonomy places the organism in Eukaryota, Metazoa, Arthropoda, Branchiopoda, Diplostraca, Daphniidae. Bases 868 to 3375 code for a protein of 835 amino acids.
CGGUUGGAAAUGUUUUCCGAUGUUGCUGCCGGGCAGCCAGCACAGCAAGCAGCAGCAAUGGGGGGAAUAUGUUUUUUAGAGACCUACGAGAAGCCGAGUGCCUUUACUAGCGAUUCUGCUGCCGUUCGACAAAGUCGUCCCUUUACAUUCACACAAGUGUCUCCGUGCUUAUAUAGACGCCCUCGCUAAGGCUCUAUACCUUUAUACAGUGUCAGUGAGUUGUGUUCUGCAUCGCCCUUGACGAUAAAUAAUAGCACAACAUUGUGUGUAUUACGUUAUCGGCUAUAGUCCACGUAUUAUGUGUUUGUUUGAUUUCGUUGCAACCCUGUGGCGAUCAGUAGCUCCAACCUUCAAUAUUUUAGCGUCUCCAGCAGCAGCCAUUCAACUCGUUAUCAAAUUGAAUGACAUUGUGCAUAUAGCUCUCUACAUCAAAUUGAUAUAGAGAAAGAGAAAUAAUAACAGUGCUGCUUGGAUCAAUCAAACGCCUGUAGCGUUGCCCAGGAUAUAAUAUACUUUACGCACCAGCAGCAAGACUGAAGUGAUUAUAUAGUUUCCUUAUCUCGGCUUUUCUCUGCAAUAUAUAAUAAUAUACGAAAACAUUUACCCGAAAAAAACAAAACACAAUUACAACAAACGUUGCUGCUGCUGGACCCUGUGAACUUUGAAAAAUUAUUUAUUGUAUCUACAUUAUAUACACGUACAGCACGAGUGUGCUGGGAAUAUUAGGCAAAGUGGCACAACAGUUAUUAUAUUGCACAAUGGGCAGCGUCGAGAGCUUUGGAUUAGCAGCCUGAAUGAGACGGCCAACAUCCAUCACCGACUGUGAUAACAGGAGUCAGCAGGAUCGUUGAGAGCGUCCGUCCGUUGAUGGCCGGCCAGCAGUCACAACGUUGGGGCUAUGUCCAACAGCAGCAACAACAGCAACAACAACUCGUCAGCCAGCACGCGACCAACUCAUCUUCGUCGUCUCAUCCGUCUUUCAUCACCGCCGUCGUAGCGGGCAACAACAACAACAACAACAUGUUGCCGUUGUCGUCCUCUUCGUCGUCGUCGUCGUCGUCGUCGUCAGUCAGCGACACGGACGUGACCAUGAUGGACGCCGUCAAAGUCGACCCCUUAGAUCUCACCUGCAACAGUCAGAGCCUCAACGUCACCAGCAGCAGCAGGAGCAGCAGCAAAAGCGGAAGCGGCGGAGUAGGAGCUGGACACCAGCAGCAGCAGCACCGCAACCACAGCAGGAAAGUGGACAGCGCGGCGGCGAUGGAGCAUCACAAUAAUCAGUCAUCCGGCACUCAGCCGAUCCAGCCCAGCAUGAUGGGAUCAUCCAGCAGCAGCAGCAGCAGCCGGAGCGGCGGAGCCAUGUUGUUCGGCAACAACACCAACGACUGUGAUAGUAGUAAUGUGGACCAGCAACGUCAUCGCCUGAUGAUGGCCAGCGGAAGUACAACGCAACAGCCGACGACACCUGCCGGAAUUGCAUCCGUUCCUCCGUUACAGACGUCGUCGUCGUUGGCGACUGGAGGCGAAGAAGCUCAUCGCUGUGACAUGUGCGGCAAAACGUUUGCCGUUCCGGCCAGACUCACCCGCCACUACCGAACGCACACAGGUGAGCGGCCGUUCGUGUGCGAGGUGUGCGGCAAGUCUUUUUCGGUCAAGGAGAACCUGAGCGUCCACCGGCGGAUCCACACGAAGGAGAAGCCGUACCGCUGCCCGCACUGCGGCCGCGGCUUUGAGCACAGCGGCAAACUCCACCGGCACAUGCGGAUUCACACGGGCGAGCGCCCGCACCAGUGCACCGAUUGCGGCAAAACGUUCAUCCAGUCUGGCCAGCUCGUCAUUCACAUGCGCUCCCACACGGGUGAGAAGCCGUACGUGUGCACCGUUUGCAGCAAGGGAUUCACCUGCUCCAAGCAGCUCAAAGUCCAUUCACGAACGCAUACAGGUGAAAGGCCUUACGCUUGCGACGUGUGCGGUAAAACGUUCGCCUACAAUCACGUCCUGAAAUUGCAUCAAAUGUCUCACCUGGGCGAGCGGUUGUACAAGUGCACCAUCUGCUCCGAGACGUACGGAUCCAAGAAAACGUUGGAGGCUCACAUCAAAAUGCACGGCGUCUCGCCCACCAGACAGUCGCCCGUCCCUUCCACUUCGGCGGCGGCUGCCGCAGCGUCGACUGCCGCCGUCGCCUCAUCUUCUCUUCCGGCCAAAAAUUCCACCAUGCAGCAGCAGCAACAACAACGUCCGGUUGCCGCCGAGCAGCAACAUCACCAGCGUUCACAUCAAGGCCGUCAUAGUGGAGGCAUCUACAUCGACAACAACCAACCGCAACAACAUCAAGCCAACAAACGAUUGGCCGUCCAUUUAACAGACGGUGGAGCGGAGCGGAACAGCCAACAACAACAACAACAAUCUUUGCUUCCGCCUUCCUCCGCCGAAAACAGCCGGAGCAGCCCGUCUGACAUGGGCUCGAUUAUCGGUCCGCCCAUGUCUUCCGGCAACAACAACAACAACUUGUUGCUGAUGGAAGCCCAACGCCAUUUCCCCAUGCAGCAGUGGAACGUUUUGAACAAUUUGGCUCUGUCCCGGGCCACUAUGGGCCAUCACAUGACUCGCGACUUCGAAGACUCGCAACAACACCAACAACAACAAAUGAUGGCCAACCUGCAGCAUCAGCAAGAACAACGAGCCGCCAAUCAUUUCGCCUAUCCGCAAUUAUUGAACGCCACCAAGGAUCGACUGGCGUUGCCCGUCCCGUCUGAUCCCAAACGUCUGAUCCCUCACAACUUCACUGCCCAGCAUCAGCCGGCCUCGUUGAAACACCACCAACAACAGCAGCAGCACCAGCCAGCACCGAUCAAUUUCCCCCCUUCGUCGAUCGCUGGAUCGCUGGAUCGCGAAGGUUAUCCGCAUCAGCAUCAGCAGAUGACAACUUACUUGCGUCCAAUGCCUCCGCUCAUUCCCGUCACGGCGACUGGACCUCUGCUGGCCACCACGCCGACUUCGCUUCGCUCGCUGGAGCAGCGGCCGCCGCAUCAGCCGAUGGCGGGCCACUCGUCCGCCCCGGAUUCGUCGGCCGCCGUCCCACCAGCCCUGCGCCCAUUGGACGGAUCGGCUGCCGCCACUUACGGCCCGCCGCGCAAAAGCUCGCGCUUCCGCGGCGGAGAAAACGGCUCGACGGGCGACGGCGAAUCGUCCGAUUCUCGUUCGUCGUCGGCCUCGUCUUCGCCGUCGCUGAUGUUGAAUGACGUAAUGGCGGAAACGGCGGCGGUGGCGGUGGCGGCGUCCAAUCCGGUUCUGCCGGACCCGUUGCGAUCGACCUCAGUCAUUCGGUUCGCCCAUCGGCCCAACUCGUCGCCGCCGUCGUCGUCGUCCAAAUGAACUUUACCCGCGGCCUUCCAGCAGCAGCAGCAGCAGCCGAUUUUUCAGUAGUACGUGCAUAUAAUUUAAAUGAGUAAAACGACAACAAAUUCGAACGACACAUCUCCACUUGAUGAUUUUGGCCAACAAAUGAGACCUGCUCUGCAAUAUAAUCCUUCCGCUUCCCCCCCCCCCCCACCCACCCCCACUCCCGAGAGCAAUUAAAAAUUUGAAAACCUUUCCCGAAGUGAAUAGAAGAAAAUCAGGGACAAGUAUACAUAAACAGCGUGCUCAAACAUAAAACAGGGCCUAUAAUUAUAUACUCUUUGACAUUUUAUUACAAAUUUGAUUUUGUUUCUGUGUGAUUUCCCCUCCCCCCCCCCCCCCUCUCGUUUGAAAUCGACACAAACAAGACAAGGAAUGUCGUGAAAAGAGUAUAUUUUCGAACGGCGGCGUGAGCAGAGAAGGAGGAUCGAUUUUUUUUUUGAAACAAAAGACGCGCGCUAUUUGUGAUCAGUCUUGUUGUUGUUGUUGUGAUCAUCAAAAGGUAUAUAUAUUAUUAUAUAUCCUCGUUUGCUUUAUUGUUUCUUUGAUUCGCUCUUAAUGAUCUUGUAUAAUAUCUAAAGUCUCGUGCCUGCCAUCCCUUCCUCCCUGUCCCCAUUUAAAUGUGAGAGUUUCAAAUUCCGUUUGUUUUGAUAAUAAUUGGCCGAUUUUCACCAACGAUUUCAAAGAGUCCAUGUAUAAUCUAUUGAUAUACCGCGUGCAUUUAUAUUUACAUCCACAGAGAGCAUUUUAUCUAGACUCUUCACCUUACAAAAUUGUCGUUUAACAGUUGACAUACUGACGGACGUCUUGAUGGUCUCAGCGUCCAAACACCUGCUCCCCUCCCACCCAUUUUGAUUCAAAUUGUUCGUGGGAUCUUUAACUGGGUCUGCAUACGGGUACAUUCGAUAUCACAGACGACUGAAGAGACAAAAUUCAAAAAUGAAAACCAAUAUUUGGUUAUUGAAUUUGCAUAGUAUAAAAUUCCCCUCUUAUUAUACACACCCAACCCAAUAUGAGACUUUCUGUAUGGUUUGCCAUCUCUUAUUCCGUCUGCAUUUCGUGAACGUGAAAGCGGUACCGUUUUUCUAACUUUCAAAAUGAUGUGAAACGCAUCUUGGCAUUUUUGUGAAAGGAAGAAAAUGGAUUUUGGCAUUUAGUGGUUUUUAUCACUCUCGUCGCUCAUUUACGAGUCAAACGUCUCAGCUAUGUAUUUUUUACCUUAGCCCCAUCCUUCCAACUUUCUUCACCUUG